Molecule: messenger RNA, 1511 nt
Organism: Prunus persica (peach)
Lineage: Eukaryota; Viridiplantae; Streptophyta; Magnoliopsida; Rosales; Rosaceae
Product: palmitoyl-monogalactosyldiacylglycerol delta-7 desaturase, chloroplastic
Exons: 5
Coding region: 103-1002 (299 amino acids)
Biological process (GO): lipid metabolic process
Cellular component (GO): endoplasmic reticulum membrane
Molecular function (GO): oxidoreductase activity, acting on paired donors, with oxidation of a pair of donors resulting in the reduction of molecular oxygen to two molecules of water
Source: RefSeq, a predicted model, not a curated record
AAACACAAUAAUUUUCAUACAACGUACGUCUAUAUAAGAAUGCCAGUGGCAGCGUGCAGAAGAUACAACAUAAGCAAAAUAUUGAAGCCAUAGAUAGCAUCGAUGGGGCUUAUGGUCAAUAUUGUGAUGACUCCCUGCGGAGAAUUCUGGGGAAGGAAAUGGAAUUUACUAGACAUAGUCACUGCAGUUGUGUUUUUCAGUCUUCAUUGCCUUUGUGUGAUGGCGCCGUUUCAUUUCACCUGGCCUGCCUUUUGGGUGGCCUGUGCUCUCUAUCUUGUGACGGGUUUAGGAGUGACUUUGUCUUUCCAUAGAAAUCUUGCUCACAAGAGCUUUCGUAUUCCGAAAUGGCUCGAGUACUUGUUUGCCUACUUCGGGGUUCUCUCACUUCAGGGAAGUCCAAUAGAAUGGGUGAGCUCACACCGGUAUCACCACCAGUUUACUGAUACUGAGAAAGAUGUUCAUAGCCCCCUUCAAGGUUUUUGGUUUAGUCACAUGGGUUGGAUCCUCGAUAGCGGCUCUCGGUUUGGAAAAUAUGGAGGACUGAAGAACGUUGAAGAUUUGAAAAGGCAACCCUUCUAUAGGUUUCUUCAUCGCACUUUUCUUCUGCAUUCUAUUGUUCUACUUGGAAGUUUACUAUAUGUCGUGGGUGGAUUUCCCUUCCUGGCAUGGGGACUGGGGGUGAGGAUGGUAUGCGUUUUCCAUAGUACUUUGUUGGUAAAUUCAGCUGGUCACAUUUGGGGAAAACAAGUAUAUCUCACUGGUGAUAUGUCAAGGAACAAUUGGUGGUUGGGAUUGUUUGCACUUGGAGAAGGAUGGCACAACAAUCACCAUGCUUUUGAUUUCUCAGCUCGACAAGGUUUUGAAUGGUGGCAGAUUGAUGUUACUUGGUAUGUGAUAAGAUUUUUACAAGCAAUUGGAUUGGCAACAAAUGUGAAAACUCCAACUGAGGCCCAAAAGCGAAGAAAAGCUCUACACAAUAAAGUCACGGCUGCUGGGAAUUAGGGUUCAAAACGUUUGCCUCCUAUCCGCCAAAGACAGAAAAAAUAAAGAAGUUUAAUCUGCUACGUGAUGUUAUGUGACAGAUAAAGUUUAAUCAUUGAGGGCGCAUAUUGUUCUUUUACACUAUUAUAUCUUUAUGUACCUAAUGUACAAGUUACUUCAUAAAAGCCAUAUAUAUAUAUAUAUAUAUAUAUAUCCAAAACCAUUAACUAGCAUAAUUCAUACAAAACGAUAACAUAUAGAUGAUUUUCGUAACAUCAAUAUUUUUAAGGGUAUUUUAGUCUUUCUAUUUUUAAGAGUAUUUUAAAAAAUGAAAAAAUCAUUAUAAAAACAAUUGUAUAUCUUUUAAACAAUUAAAAUUCCCACAAAAAAAAAAAAAUCUCACUUUCUCCCAUCCCCUAUGCUCCACCAACAGCUCCAAUCAACCCCGCCCACCUUGAAAUCCAUUCCUCAUUCCUCUUUACAGCCCCUUCCUCCAUUCCUCUUCCCUCUUCCCCUUCCUCCUUCUCUCU